UUGGCUUUUACUAUCUAACACAGUCGGCUGAUAUCACGCAUCUGGAAAGCACCAGGUAGGAUUCGCUGCGACAGCCAUGCCUCCCAGGCCCUCUUCAGGAGAACUAUGGGGGAUGCACUUGAUGCCCCCCAGCAUCUUAGUGGACUGCUUGCUGCCAAAUGGCAUGAUUCUCACAUUGGAGUGCCUCCGGGAAGCGACGCUCGUCACGGUCAAGCAUGAGCUCUUCAAAGAAGCCAGGAAGUACCCUCUCUACCAUCUGCUGCAGGAGGAGAGCUCGUACAUCUUCGUCAGCGUCACGCAGGAGGCCGAGCGGGAGGAGUUUUAUGACGAGACCAGGAGGCUCUGCGAUCUCAGACUGUUUCAAGCUUUCCUCAAAGUUAUCGAACCAGUGGGCAACAGAGAGGAGAAAAUCCUGAACAGAGAAAUCGGUUUUGCUAUUGGGAUGCCCAUAUGCGAGUUUGAUUUGGUGAAGGACUCAGAAGUACAGGACUUUAGGAGAAACAUUUUAAAUGUUUGCAAAGAAGCAGUGGACCUCAGAGACAGCAACGGAUCCCACAGCAGAGCGUUGUACGUCUACCCUCCUAACGUAGAAUCCUCUGCAGAACUUCCCAGGCACAUCUAUAAUAAACUCGAUAAAGGUCAGAUCAUUGUGGUGAUUUGGGUCAUCGUUUCACCCAGCAAUGACAAACAGAAGUACACCCUGAAGAUCAACCACGACUGUGUGCCGGAGCAGGUGAUAGCCGAAGCCAUCCGUAAGAAGACGCGGAGCAUGCUGCUAACCCAGGAGCAGCUAAAGAUGUGCGUCCAGGAGUACCAGGGGAAGUACAUCCUCAAAGUCUGUGGCUGUGAUGAGUAUCUGCUGGAGAAAUACCCCCUGAGUCAGUACAAGGAGCAUUGUCCUCUGGCCUGGGGCAACAUCAACCUUUUUGAUUACACUCACACGCUAGUAGCAGGAAAGAUGGCUCUCAACCUGUGGCCGGUCCCACACGGCCUGGAGGACCUGCUCAAUCCCAUCGGGGUCACAGGCUCCAACCCCAACAAGGAAACGCCUUGCUUGGAGCUGGAGUUCGACCAUUUCAGCUGCCCUGUGAAGUUCCCCAAUAUGAGCCAGAUCGAGGAACACGCCAACUGGAAUAUAUCUACAGAGCUGGGCUUUAACUACAGUCACAACGGAUCGAGUAACAGAUUUGCGCGGGACAACCCUCUGACUGAGAGCGAUAAUGAGCAGCUGAGACAGGUGUGCAACCGAGACCCGCUGUCUGAGAUCACUGAGCAGGAGAAGGACUUCCUGUGGAGGCACAGACAUCACUGCAUCAACAUCCCGGAUAUUCUUCCCAAGAUCCUCCUGGCUGUGAAGUGGAACUCCAGGGAUGAGGUUGCACAAAUGUAUUGCCUUCUAAAAGACUGGCCUGCAAUUAGGCCAGAGCAAGCCAUGGAGUUGCUGGAUUGCAACUUCCCCGACCCCAUGAUCAGAGAGUUUGCCGUGAAGUGCCUUGAGAAAUACCUGACGGAUGACAAACUCUCGCAGUACCUCAUCCAGCUGGUCCAGGUUCUAAAGUAUGAGCAGUAUCUCGAUAACCCGCUUGCACGCUUCCUGCUGAAAAAGGCAUUAACCAAUCAGAGGAUAGGACAUUUCUUCUUCUGGCAUUUGAAAUCAGAGAUGCACAACAAGACGGUGAGCCAGCGGUUCGGCCUCCUGCUGGAGUCGUACUGCCGGGCGUGCGGCGUGUAUCUGAAGCACCUGAGCAGACAGGUGGAAGCCAUGGAGAAACUCAUCAACCUCACCGACCUGCUCAAACAGGAGAAAAAAGAUGAGGCGCAGAAGGUUCAAAUGAAGUUUCUGGUCGAGCAGAUGAAGAGGCCUGACUACAUGGAUGCACUACAAAGCUUUACCUCUCCGCUGAAUCCUGCACAUCAGCUGGGAAACCUCCGCCUGGAGGAAUGCAGGAUGAUGUCAUCUGCAAAGCGACCUCUUUGGUUAAACUGGGAAAACCCAGAUAUGAUGUCAGAGCUGCUUUUUCAGAACAAUGAAAUCAUCUUCAAAAACGGAGACGAUCUGAGGCAGGACAUGCUGACGCUGCAGAUCAUUAGGAUAAUGGAGAACAUCUGGCAGAACCAGGGCCUUGAUCUCAGGAUGCUGCCGUACGGCUGCCUGUCUAUCGGCGACUGUGUGGGUUUGAUCGAAGUGGUGAGGAAUUCUCACACUAUCAUGCAGAUCCAGUGCAAAGGAGGCCUGAAGGGGGCGCUGCAGUUCAACAGCCACGCACUGCAUCAGUGGCUCAAAGAUAAGAACAAGGGAGAAAUGUACGACCAGGCCAUAGAUCUGUUCACCCGCUCCUGUGCCGGCUACUGCGUGGCCACCUUCAUCCUCGGCAUCGGUGACCGACACAACAGCAACAUCAUGGUGAAAGAUGACGGACAGCUGUUCCACAUAGAUUUUGGGCAUUUCCUCGACCACAAGAAGAAGAAGUUUGGGUACAAGAGAGAGCGGGUCCCGUUUGUGCUCACGCAGGACUUUCUGAUCGUCAUCAGCAAAGGAACCCAGGAGUGCACAAAAACCAGAGAAUUUGAAAGGUUCCAGGAGAUGUGUUACAAGGCCUACCUGGCAAUCCGGCAGCACGCCAACCUCUUCAUCAACCUCUUCUCCAUGAUGCUGGGCUCGGGGAUGCCUGAGCUGCAGUCGUUCGACGACAUCGCGUACAUCAGGAAGACCCUGGCGCUAGACAAGUCUGAGCAGGAGGCCCUGGACUACUUCAUGAAGCAGAUGAACGACGCCCAUCACGGCGGCUGGACCACCAAGAUGGACUGGAUCUUCCACACAAUCCGCCAGCACGCCAUGAACUGAGAGGAGGGGGGGGAGCCGUUCCGAACAGCUUAACCUCCCCCGUUAGAGACAUUGAAAAGGACUCGGAGAACCAUUGAAGUUUUACUUCACAUGAACCUAAUUAGUAUAAAAGAAAAAAACCUCAAUGAACACUAAUCUUUAUAAAAACUCUAAAAAAAUAUAUAUUAUUUUCUUACUUUUUAAUCCCUUCCAUACGUCCCCAACCAUCAGGAGCGAAACACGACAAACGCUGCAGCACAAGACGGAAGAUGAGCCCAACCAGCCCAAAGUUUACACGGUGGUUUGAUAAACACUGAGUGCCCCAGUAAGGCGGCGCCCCCCCGCAUCCAUUAACAGACUUUUCUACAGCAGUAUCUCUAUUUGCCUAUACGCAUUUGGUGCACAUGUUCCUUUUUAACAGAGUUUUCUACUGAGCCAAAGUUCCCUGUAUAUUUGUGUGUAUGCGUGUGUGUUUAAAACCCCACUACAUGGCAGUCUUAUUUUAAACCAACCCAAAAAAAGAAAAGAAUUCCCCUCUAUUCCACGGCUUGUGUUCACAUUAGCACUGAUCUCUGCAGUAUUUGUUUAGUCUGUCAGUAUUACUGUCACCUGUAAAGAAACCAUCAUCCGGACCCGACCUCACAGGACGACAAAGCUCCUCUUUUUGGUUCUUUUUUUUUCUCCAGGAUUCGAAAAAUGAGGAGGAAAAAAAAAAAGCGGAUUUGAAUGUUCCUAAAGCAUCACGUUCUGUUCUACUAUGCAAGUUGCAGCUCUAAAAAUGUACUAUAUGCUAGAAAAAGACUGAAACCUCCCUGAGGAUACUCGGAAAUGUGUCGGUGAAGGACAGACGGCUGCCUUGAGGGGGGAAAAACAAAAUAAGAUGCCAGACUACUUCCAUUGGAGGAGUACGGUCUGCUUCCUCCCUGCAGAAUGAGAUCUGUUUGGGAAAACACUUCAAAUCCUGCCUGGUUUUUUUUUGUUUGUUUUUUUGUUUUGGGUGGGAACGGGUCCUGAAGCAUCAACCCAAGCUGUGCUCCUCAUCCUAAUCCUUCAUUUUGACAUGUGGGAAAAGAAAACGGGAUAUUCCUCCGCCUUCAAAGUAGACCCGGGUUACGCCCCCUCUGUUCUCUAAGAAGUUUGUUUCAGAACCUCUUAAAUUAUUCUAUCAUCCACAUUUCCACAGUUAAAGUCCCGCUAAUGAGACGAUUGACAGGAUGGAAAACAAACAGCAGGCUACCUCCGCUACAUAUAGCCAACUAUCGCAUGAUUUAACUUGGUUAGAUCAGACCAAGAUGGCAGUUUGGAGGUAUAUUCAUAAGUUAAGGUGUAAAAACGAAGUAAGCCUUGCUUAUCAUUAGCUAGCUAAUAAAACAGGAAUCUAAACUACAAGCAGCGUUUCUAUAAAGCAGCAGGCUAGCUAGCGCAGCGGGAAACGGCUAACCAGCUAAUAUAAUGUAAGUUAGGGGGUGAAUGUUGAUCAGAUACUGUUUAAAGCAAAAAAACAAUUUUGGAAAAAAAAA
This is a messenger RNA of Cyprinodon variegatus (sheepshead minnow), 4344 nucleotides long. RefSeq names its product phosphatidylinositol 4,5-bisphosphate 3-kinase catalytic subunit alpha isoform. Gene Ontology annotation, molecular function: 1-phosphatidylinositol-4-phosphate 3-kinase activity; 1-phosphatidylinositol-3-kinase activity. Bases 77 to 2845 code for a protein of 922 amino acids. Gene Ontology annotation, biological process: cell migration; phosphatidylinositol 3-kinase/protein kinase B signal transduction; phosphatidylinositol-mediated signaling. The record is from RefSeq and is a predicted model, not a curated record. The transcript is spliced from 19 exons. Lineage: Eukaryota; Metazoa; Chordata; Actinopteri; Cyprinodontiformes; Cyprinodontidae. Gene Ontology annotation, cellular component: plasma membrane; phosphatidylinositol 3-kinase complex, class IB; phosphatidylinositol 3-kinase complex, class IA.